UCAUGCUAGCCAACACGCUUGGCUUCGUGGCCUAUGUCAUCAACGACAGCCUCGGCAACGUCCCAGAGGCAUGGUCCACCAGUCCUUCCUUUAAGCGCGCCGGGUUUUGUGUCGCGAACGAGGAGGCGCCGCUCGCGUCAUCGCACAUGCUGUGCUUCUACGUUGACAGCGCGACAGCCCUCGCACUUAUACUUCUCGGAAUGCGGUAUGGUGGCGUGGCGGGCAUCAAGGGAUCGACCGUCCUAACAGCCGCUCCCGGCAUCUUUGGUCACGGCCUCGCCCACCUCAGCAUUUGGGCUGGCAAGAUUCCGACAGAGGGCGAGGCGCUCGUUGUCGAUCGCACCACUUCCUUGUCGCCGCUCUCGCUCGCGCCGCGCAUCUUUGGCCUCUGGGCCUUCUUCUUUGCGAUCCUCCGCUCGCUCCCCUCCAUCUCCGAUCGGGCCGCGGCGGCGCACGCGGCCAUCCACGGCCCCGUCCUCACGCUCUUUGUGCCCGCCCGGCUCGGCUUCACCUACGUACAAACCGCGCUCCUCGCAGUGGCUGCCGCCCACGAGCUGCUGCGCCGCGACAAGGACUUUUACUAUGACGUCGCGGCGGUCGCCAUCAACCUGCCGGUCGGUUUCGUCGCCUGGCUCGAGGCGGUCGCUUGCGACAGCUUCUUGGGCCAGAGCGCGGUGACGUACAAGGCGGCGGGAGGGCACGUGCUCUACGAUGGCACCAUCUGCCUCUCCAUGUUUGUGUACUACGCCGUCGUGCUCUCGUCUCAGCCGCGUGCGAAACAGAGCUAGUCUGCGCUGCCCCCUCUGUAGUCUGUAUCGAUCUGUAGAGGCCUUUCCCGUACGGUCCUGAUUCGUGGCAGCUCCGCCGCUAUGUAUGCGUCAGCUAUAGAGAGCGAGAGUGGCGUGCCCUUCUGUUGUCGUUUUGCAGCUGUGCACGACAUGUCACAUUCAACGUAGUGUACUACAGAAAUAGCGCUGAGUUUCUCAUUC
Molecule: messenger RNA, 989 nt
Organism: Emiliania huxleyi CCMP1516
Lineage: Eukaryota; Haptophyta; Isochrysidales; Noelaerhabdaceae
Exons: 1
Source: RefSeq, a predicted model, not a curated record